Molecule: messenger RNA, 2814 nt
Organism: Necator americanus (New World hookworm)
Lineage: Eukaryota; Metazoa; Nematoda; Chromadorea; Rhabditida; Ancylostomatidae
Exons: 17
Coding region: 1-2814 (937 amino acids)
Biological process (GO): spliceosomal snRNP assembly
Cellular component (GO): SMN complex
Molecular function (GO): ATP binding; RNA helicase activity; RNA binding
Source: RefSeq, a predicted model, not a curated record
AUGGAAUUCCAAGAAGUGAUAGAAGUGGACGAGAAACCAAGAACGAGCGAUGUUAAGACUGACGGAUCGUUCGAAUCCCUAAUGAUUUCCCCGUCCACUGUGGCGAACCUACGAAAUCAUGGUUAUCGCAUCCCGUCACCUGUACAAUUGAAGGCUAUCCCUACUGGACUCACCGGUUUAGAUAUGCUAGUACAGGCGAAAUCAGGGACAGGAAAAACACUCGUUUUUUCGAUACUUGCCGUCGAAGGCUUGAACCUUCAGUCCAACACUGUGCAGAAGAUGAUCGUUGCGCCAACCAGGGAGAUUGCCACUCAAAUAAGCGAAACAGUUAAGAAGAUCGCACAUUUCAAGACGAGAGUGGUUGUCCUCGUUGGAGGUAAUCCCGUUCAUCUUGACGUACAAGCGUUAAAGAGAGGCGCCCAUAUCGUUAUCGGAACAACAGGAAGAAUUUGCCAAAUGGUACAGAACGGCAACCUUAAUAUGGACUCCAUUGAUCUUUUCAUACUUGAUGAGGCAGACAAACUUAUGGAAGAAUGUUUUCAAAAAGAUAUCAACUACUUGUUUUCUGCUCUCCCACCGUCCCGGCAAGUUGCGGUGUUUUCAGCGACUUACCCAAGAAACCUGGACCAACUACUGAGCAGAUUCAUGCGUGACGCAUCCCUGGUGCGGUUGAAUUCAGAUGAUGUACAGCUCAUUGGUAUUAAGCAGUAUGUGGUCAAAUGCAGUGGAAACGUAGUUGAAUGCCUUAUUCGUUUGCUCAACUCAGUCCAGUUCAACCAAGCACUGGUGUUUUGCAAUCUACACCAACAAUGCGAACCCACUUGCUCUCAGUUGGAGAACGCUGGUUUUCUCGCCGCUUCUAUAUCGGCCCAAAUCUCUCAACCGGAGCGUGAUGCCGUUAUUGAAAAAUUGAAGCAGAACAAACUGAAAGUUCUAAUCUCUACGGAUCUGACUGCUCGUGGUAUUGAUGCUUCAAACGUCAAUCUUGUUGUGAAUCUCGAGACUGCAAUAAACGUUGAAACCUAUUUUCAUCGCAUUGGAAGGGCAGCGCGAUACGGUGGUUAUGGUGCAGCUAUUACUAUCCUUGCUGAUUCACGAGAAAUUAGUCGUUUCAAAGCUAUGGUAAUCAAGGGCAGAAUAAAUGUUCAUGUGAUGAAUAUAGACGAUCUUCCUCCGGACUUGACGACAAACGUAUCCUUUUUUCAAUCCUGUCCCUUGUUUCAGUCAACCUGCAGUGAUUUGCAAUCGAGAAAAUGUAAUGGUCUCGAGAACAGAAAAGCAGCUAUACCUGAUGUUUUGUGUGAUUUCUCCCCGACCGCGACUACAACCUCUACGAAUGGCUCUACAUACGAUCGCCAAACUUUUGUGGAUAUUUCAAGCUCUGCGCCAGCACUAAGCAAGCAAAUGUUAGCGAGAAUCAACCGACUUGGGAUUAGACGGGUUUUGAAGUCUAACAAUGCUCCCUUGACUUUUUCGGAGGAAGUUGCCGGUGUGAAUGAGCAGAUUUUGAGAUUGAAAACCCUUAACAUUGCUUCUAACAUGAAGCCACCGCUCCUACAAUCGCAGACACAACCGAGCAAAUAUAAGUUUGUACCAUCUCGGGAAAAGGCAAAGAAGAAGUUUUAUAUGCGUGGCGAACUCUUGUCAAUAAGGGACGCUGUGUCAAUAGAGGCUUGGAGAAAAUUAGCUUCAUUGAAAUUCGACAUGUCUGCAGAACCUUUUGUAACAUCCUCAAUUGAAGCAGCAUCCGUUCAUGAACAAAGUCAAGAUUUCAAAUGCACAUCAAGAAGAGUUACACCCAAAGAGCAGCUGGAAAAAGAGGUUAAGAAGGAACCCAAUUCUCCAAUAAAACGCUAUACCCGCAAGGAUUUGAUUGCUAUUCAAAACAGUGUACCUAGAAAGGCGUGGCUUCCUUAUGUAAAAACGCGCUGGGACACUACGCAGGAACCAUUCCAGUUGGAUCAGCGUUUGCGUUGCUCAUUUGAAGAACAAUUGCGGAGAAAACGUGAAAUCGAGAAGAAGAAGCGUGUCGAAGUCAUAAAAGAUCGACAGAAAAAACAACUGGAGAAGCCGAAAUUGUUAGCUUCUUCAAGGACGCCGUUGUGCAGUGCUGUAGAAGAAACAUCAUUUGAGCUGUUUUGUACUCGAGUGAAAGAGCAGUACGAUCAGUUUAAUCGUCUAAAGGAUGUCGAACGUACUAAUGCCGGAGCAGUGGUUCCUCCACGUGAUCCUCCUGAAGUUUGGAAUGGCAAGGUGAAUUAUUAUACGAGGUGGCUACGCAACUUUGAUGCCACAUUCAAAUACGAUGUAUACAAGGAGGCUGGAUGGAGGCGUGAAACUAGUACCGAAACCGAUGUGCUAGAAACACCGGUGUCUCUGACGCCAUCACUAGGAAAAGCUGAAAUUCAAGAAAACAUUUGCGACUCCGCUCUCAAUGGUUCUGGGCGUGUAACUAGGCAACACAUCGAACAGUCUCAUUCUAAUUGUGACAGUAUGUCCACUGAUGAACAAUAUAAACUAGUUUCCGAAAAUGUGAACACUAAUGCUGGUGUCCCCUCUGCCUCCCAGUCCUGUAUCAACGUUAUGAAUUAUUACGUCCAUCGGUCUGUUGAGGUUGACAGCGCUGUUGAUGAAAGCUUACAUAGUGUUUGCUAUGAAUCCGCUUCACUGGACGGGAGCGAUUCUGAGGAAGACUCUGACGUUGACGAAGAGGUAGAACAACUUAAGAGAUUUGCUCAAAACUACAGGAAGAACUUAGACUUCAGUGUUGUAUUCUCAUCUUACCUUUGGAUGCUCAACAAGCGGUUCAGCUAA